Molecule: messenger RNA, 888 nt
Organism: Alternaria alternata
Lineage: Eukaryota; Fungi; Ascomycota; Dothideomycetes; Pleosporales; Pleosporaceae
Exons: 1
Coding region: 1-888 (295 amino acids)
Source: RefSeq, a predicted model, not a curated record
AUGUUCACGUACUUUCCGAUAUGGGACGUGUCAUUCGACGUUGCCUUUGUCUUCACAAUAGGCAGUGUGAUAUGGAUAUUCAAUGCCUUCUUCGUAUAUCUGCCGUUGGUGCGACCGGGUUCUGAAUUCGCGAAUGAGGAAUUGUAUGGUGGGGGCAUAACCGCGUUUGUCGGAGUGACUGUUUUCGAAGUGGGGUCGUUCCUGCUCGUGGCAGAAGCUGUGAAUGAGGGUAGAUCGGGAUGCUUCGGAUGGGCAGUGGAGCAGGUUCUAUCGCAUGAAGAGGAAAGCGGAGAACGCGUAGCACUGCGGCCGUCAAAGUCGCAUUGCACACACCACCACAACAAACAGAUGUCCGUCGACACCCGGCAAUUUACACAAUCAAAGUCCGAUUUGGCGCCCCAAGAGCGUUUGUGGAUAUGGUGGCCGUCAAACGAAGAACUGCGAACCCACUACAUCCACAAUCUCGGGUUCAUAGCUUCCUUCUCCCAGCUGCUCGGUGCAACAAUCUUCUGGGUUGCGGGUCUGACAGCGCUACCAGGCAUUUACAAUCGCAUGUCGCAGACGCUUACCAUCAUUUUCUACUGGACUCCCCAAGUUCUUGGCGGUCUAGGUUUCGUCAUUUCCGGCGCUCUCUUCAUGAUCGAGACACAGUCCAAGUGGUGGAAACCGGCUCCCCGGACACUCGGUUGGUGGGUCGGCGCCUGGAAUCUCGUAGGAGGUGUAGGCUUCACAUUGUGUCCGGCUUUUGGGUAUGAUAGCAGGAGUUGGGCGCAAUAUCAGGCUUCUCUUAGCACCUUUUGGGGUAGUUGGGCUUUCAUGAUAGGGAGCACGCUUCAAUGGUACGAGAGCCUGGAGAAGUACCCUGUGGCAGUUGACAGCACCACAUAG